AUGGCUAUCUGCAUCACAUUUGGAACACAUGAAUUUACCUCUAUGCUCGAGGGAUAUGAAAAUGUCAGAGCAUACUGCUACAACUGUGUUCCCAACACUAUGCUCAACCUAAACCUUCAUUCAAUCAACAUUGCUGACAAGAAUACCCAGGCCCUGGUUCACCGUCUGCUUCAUUCCCUGUAUCCCACUAGCGAUGCACAAGUACAAGUCCACAGGAAGUCACCUGCUGCACGUGUCGCUAUACACAAGACCUUCGGUACGUUUAAACCAAGCCCCACCCUCAUGGCCAAGGGCACCAUUCCCAGCUCUCUUUCUAACCACUUCAACAGCGAUCGCCCCGAUAUCACGCCCGAUACAAGACCCCCGCAGGGUGUACCCCCGGGUCCCGCCCCGCCGCCGCAGGCAUAUAACGCUGCAGGUGGCGCUUGGGGCGGAUAUCCACCACAGGGAUAUCCACAGCAGGGAUACCCGCCUCAGGGAUACCCGCCUCAGGGGCAGCCGCAGUCGCCGCCUCCGCAGCAAAACUACGCGUAUAAAUGA
Aspergillus clavatus NRRL 1 is the source of this 540-nucleotide messenger RNA. Its product is annotated as rhodopsin family protein. Lineage: Eukaryota; Fungi; Ascomycota; Eurotiomycetes; Eurotiales; Aspergillaceae. The coding region runs from base 1 to 540 and encodes 179 amino acids. The record is from RefSeq and is a predicted model, not a curated record. The transcript is spliced from 5 exons.